AUGUAUAAAGUUGAUUGGAAUUAAGUUCCUGACAUUGCUAAGCUUGAUGACGAGGAGAUGAGAAAGUUGAAUAAGAGAAAUAAAUUUCAUAAUCUACCUUAGAAUCAAUGGUUUAAGAGCAGGUAUUCUGAUAAGGUGAAACCACAAUAUCUGUUUUACCCAGAGGAGCGAAGAAUUCAGAUGGAAUUGAAACAAAUAUUUAAUGUAUUUGACUACAAUGAUUCGAAGACUUUGGAUAUUGCUGAAAUGUUCCUCAUGUUUAAGCAUUUUGGUUUCGAAGUCAGUAAGAAUGAUCUCAAAGUGAUUUACUCCUACAUUGAUUAGGACAGAGAUUGGGCUCUAAAUUACUAGGAGUUUAAAGCAUUUACUGAAAAUCCGUCUGCUUUGAAAGCAUUUAGAAAUAUGAUGACUAAGAUGUAAAAUACACUGCAAUUGAAUGCAAUUGAAAAUAAGUACGUCCCAUUGAGUGUUGGAGCCAUGCUGACUUUCCUGUCAUACAUGAUAAGGAGGGAAUAAUACAUCAACAUAUUAUGUGAUAAAACCAUAAUGGACUCGGAAAAGAAGUACGAGGCUUUUCGUAAUCUGAUAAUCACAAAAGAGAAGAAGACCGUAGUUGAUGACGCCUAUGACUUGUACAUAAAGGCUCAAUAUAAAUUGAUGAAUGCCAAAUUGAAAUCGAAUUCCUCCCUUAAACAAUUGGAAAUCAAAUUAUAGCAACCGAGAUAUAACAUGUCAUUGAGUACAGUGCCUGGAUUGUAGCCUCAAUUAUUCAGGAAUAUGUCAAUGAGGGAUGUGGAUAACAUCAGACAAUUAACUAAAGUAGUUAGAUUGUAAACUUAAAUAGAAAUCAAAUCAUACAAUAGCAUCAAGUAAAUCUUAGAUGAGAGUGAUGUCUCUGAUGAAGAAUUCUCAUAAAAGGAGAGUGAUUUGCAGAAACUCUUAGUUAAAGCCCAAAAUCAUGGUAAACAAUAAGCUCAAGUGGUGAUCACACAGAGAAGCAAGGAUUAUCACAACAAAUCGUAAGUCAGUCUCUUGAGUUUGGAGUAAGUCGACGAGGAAGUGCCGAGAAUGCGAUUUCAAUUGAAAUAACAAAAGUCAGUGCCUACUCAACAGUUCCUGAGAAGACAGAUCAGAGUCAAUAAGUACGAGUAAUCCUUUGAUUCGACCUCUCUGAAGUACCACCAACUUGAUCGAACUCCUCAUCAAACCACUUUGGCAUCCAAUGAUUUGCCGUCAAAUGAUAGUGCUCUUUUCUCUAAUCGGCCUUUAAAGCUACCAUAACUUUUGUGA
Paramecium tetraurelia is the source of this 1290-nucleotide messenger RNA. RefSeq lists its product as uncharacterized. The transcript has 2 exons. Gene Ontology annotation, molecular function: calcium ion binding. The record is from RefSeq and is a predicted model, not a curated record. Lineage: Eukaryota; Ciliophora; Oligohymenophorea; Peniculida; Parameciidae.